UGAUAUUCAGUAUACCUGGUGCUGGCCACGCAGGCGAGUCUCUGCCUCAGAGCUCCUUCACAUGUGACUGUGUGGGUGCAAAAGGAAGUCUUAGAAUUAUAGACAGACAUCAUUGAAAUAACAAAUCUUUGAUGUUAGUUUACCUGCAUCGAAAUGUAGAGCGUGUGAUAUAAUAUGCAGCCUUCACCAGUGUAGCAUGUGUUCCUUCGAUACAUUUAGAUUCUUAUAAAGGUGAGCAUGGCAAACGUAAAGUGAUGAAUAAGUGAUAUAUCUAGAAAAUAUAUAUAAUACAGUACAUUGGAGCAUUUCCUGGACACAAAUUCUUCCCGUGGAAAGAUGGUGCUCCCUGGAAUCCUCCGACGGGUGAACAAAACCCUUCCAGCCUUACUUCAAACCAUCGCCAUCAUCUGCUUCAUUCACUACAUUGCAAAGGGUGUUCUUGUUAAAACACACAUGAAGAUGACACAUCAGGACUACCACUUCCGAACCAAAGCAGGCUCCCCACACGCGCAUGCCGGGCGAGCGGCGAAGCUUAACGCAGGAACACGCCAUAGCAGUUCCAGCCCUCACAGUACAGCAGCUAGCUCUUCCUCCACUUCCACUACAACUGCCACGGCUUCAACCACCACGCCUAUGCCCACCUUUCCCGAUGAAGUCAUAGAGCAGGAGCAGCAGCGGAGACUGGACACGUUACACCAAGCCUGCACCAGGAUGAAUAUGGGAUUAUGGAAAAAUGGAGAGGAGAGUAACUUCACGAAAGAAGAGAGCUUGACCAUAGCCGCCGUCCCCAAGAUCCCCUUGUACCAGGCACUGCUCGUAUCGGAGAAGAAAAAGCUCGCCGUGUGUCCAGUAGUACGAGCCGGGACGCAGUGGCUGUCGCGGCGCCUUCUACAUCUAACAGGGAAAUUCAGCAAAACUCAGCUUUAUCGGCUACACGAGCCUCCUUCUGCCAUCGUUCGGCAUCAUUACGCUUACCUUAGUUCUUGGGAAAAGUAUCCUGUGGUACUGGCUCAAUGUGUUACAAUACUGAUGGGGCGCCACCCGCUGGACCGUCUCUUGGCAUCCUACCGUCACGUGCUGGAAGACCCGGACAAGAAUCCUCAUGGAUACCUUCACUACGGGAAGCGUAUUGUGCGCGCCUACAGGAAGGCACCAACACCCUCGAAGGGACCAACUUUUGAAGAAUUCGUGAGAUUUCUUCUUGAGCACGACUCUCAUCAUCUGGAUGAAGCGUGGCAGCCCACCAUUCGUCGCUGCACGCCUUGCCACAUUCCUUAUAAUGUGGUAGUGCACUACGAGACUCUCUGGCAUGAUAUACAAUGGGCGUGGAAGAAAGCAGGUCUUGUAUCACUCAACACCACUGACUAUUUUGUUCAGACAAUCACUCCACAGAUUCGCAGAGAGUAUUUCUCCCAACUAACUCUCGCGCAAAUUAUUUCAUUGUACAAGAAAUUCAAAUUAGAUUUCGAAAUAUAUGGUUACUCCCUAGAGGAGCACAUAGCCUACGCCCAGCCUGGGGACGAGGCCAUAGAUCCUGCCAUUAUGAAUAAUUUACCUCGCAAUAACCCAGAUCUUCUUCAGAAGUAUAUGAAAGAAGAAGAGGAAAAAACAUUAAAGGAGGAUAAAGAUGGAGAUGAGCUACAAUUGCCGCUGGAGUCCUCCUUCACAGGAGGAAAGGGCCCUGAGGAGAUAGCUGAUAACUUUCUUAUUCCUUCUGCAGAUGACUAACAACUUAAAGUCUCCGGAACUUUCUAGACCACCGUUAACUGGUUACUGACAUCGUAUGUACGUAUAACCCAGACCACUGUUAUACAGGAGGUAUUACGGUUAGGUUUACGUACUUGAUACCAAAACAUGCAAGGUUGGGCGAUUAGCGCUAAUGAGAGGUUUGAGAAGGGAUUGUCUUUCCUCUUAGCUCCCUCUAUCUAUUCCUUCUAUGGGAAAGAAGACGCAUUUACGUAUUUGUGUAGACUUCCACAUCUUGUCCAGGUUGCAGCGAGUCUCUAGUAUGCUGGUGAUAGCAAAUCAAUGCCCGUAAGUAUGCCUGUGCUCUCCUUUUGGUUAACAGGCGCGAGAUCAAAACGCCAGUUGAUUGAAACAAAAUGAGAGCUCAGUUGUACUAAGGACUUGCGUUUAACUGAAAUCAGUAUCAAGAGCAAAUGCGAAUUAAAAGCAGGAUAAAGAUUCAAAGCAUUAUACCACAAAUUAACACUGUAUUUACAAGGAAAUUUUUGAGACAUGACAAUAUAAUGAAAUAACACUGUCUAAGAAAGCUUUGUGUUGAAAACUAUAGCAUCAGCUGGAAGAUACAGUAUACGUGACGUAACUUCGCUGUGGUUAUGAAUAUUUGUCAUCGAUGAUUUCCCGAAUGAGCAGAAACAUUUUUCGCAAACUGAAAGUAAUAUGUAACUUUCGAGUGCUGAAAUUUUUGUGAUUAAACAUACCACGAGAAAAAUUUUCCAAAUAUAAUUGACAUUCCCUAUCCACCACAAAAAAAAAAAAAAAAAAGAUCUAAUCACCUGGG
Portunus trituberculatus (swimming crab) is the source of this 2524-nucleotide messenger RNA. Its product is annotated as carbohydrate sulfotransferase 10-like. Gene Ontology annotation, cellular component: membrane. The transcript has 3 exons. Bases 337 to 1728 code for a protein of 463 amino acids. Lineage: Eukaryota; Metazoa; Arthropoda; Malacostraca; Decapoda; Portunidae. Gene Ontology annotation, biological process: carbohydrate biosynthetic process. The record is from RefSeq and is a predicted model, not a curated record. Gene Ontology annotation, molecular function: sulfotransferase activity.